CCACAAAUACCCGACUCUGCGCCUUUAAGACAGCCCGCCGUGCCAGUGUGUGUUGUGUCGGGCUCCGCGUCACGGUCUCGUCUGGGUCCGGCUAACACUAGCUGACUGGCCCGCUUGGCUCAGAAGCAGAACGUAUUUCACGGAGAACAAUGUAUCAUUUUCAUUUCUAACACCGCUAACAACGACACGCCGGAUGGUAGUCCGGGAGACAUAACCGGAACGGGAGGCCGCCAAUGCGAAGAAGGAGGAUCCAUGGCCAAGUGGUUGAAGGACUACCUAAACUUUGGCACCAGGCGUGACCCUCCACAGCCCCCGAGGCCAGAUUACAGUGAGAGUGAGAUUUUGAGGGCCUACAGAGCUCAGAAGGAGCUCGAUUUCGAGGACCCAUAUCAACACUCUGAUAAGGAGCAUCAGAAUGGUGGUUUCAGCCCCUGUAGUGCCACAGUGAGCCUUCCCUCUUUUCCUGCAUUUGGUUCAGUGCUGCCUAAUGGCUUGGAGGUGAAAGUGGUGUCUCCCAAGCACAGACUUAUUAAGGUGGACUCUCAGGAGUUUAGCUGCUGUAAAGUCCCCCUAAAUCCUGUGACUAUUCAAGAGGAACCUGUGAUCCCUUCUGCUCCAGCAGCGUCGGACGCUGACACAGACUACUCUGAUCCCUUUGAUGUCCGUCCAGACCCAAGAGGCAGACCAAAUUGGGAGUCCAAAUCUGCAUCAACAGACUGCUGCAGCUACAUGGAGCCAUUUGAAGCCCAGCGGAUUAUCUCAGAACUGCAACACGGCAUUAUGAAUAACAGGUCUGGGAGUGGUGAUGGUGGCCAAUUAUACGAUAACCCGUAUGAGGAACGGCCUCGUCCUUACCACCGAGCUGCACCAUCAGCACAACAACAAACUCAGAGGGUUGAGGCUGGAUUUGCUCAGAUAGACAGCAGAGAGAGCAGGCUGCCUCAGGAUGAUGAGAGGCCAGCUGAUGAAUACGACCAGCCCUGGGAGUGGAAGAAGGACAACAUCUCUAAAGCUCUAGCAGUUCAGUUUGAAGGGGCAGAAAGGGAGCGCUCACGAGCUCAGACAGAGCCGACCAGGCUCACCAAGACAGGCACCACAUCAUCCACAGCUGACUCAACUACACUCCGUCUGGUUGGUGACACGCCUCCUCUCCUGGGAGAGAGAGUGGAUCCAUAUAUGCCACUGGAGAGACAAGUGUGGUACCACGGAGCCCUGAGCCGCUCGGAGGCAGAGAGUCUACUGACUCUGUGCAAGGAGAGCUCCUAUCUGGUGAGGAACAGCCAGACCUGCCGGAACGACUACUCGCUCUCACUCAGGAGCUGUAAGGGCUUCAUGCACAUGAAGUUCACUCGGUCUGCAGAGGGCCGCUACGUCCUCGGGGAGAACAGCCCUCCCUUCUCCACCAUCCCCGAGGUCAUCCACUACUACACUACACACAAGCUGCCUAUCAGAGGAGCCGAACAUAUGUCCCUGCUGUAUCCCGUCAUAGUGCAGACCCUCUGACACUGACGCACUUACAUACUCUUUCUCCUGGUGCUACUGAAUACAACAUAUACUCAAUAUUUACCUAUUUCCUUCCUGUUUUCCUACAUGCCUUUUCACCGCCUUUCUACCUGAACUGCCCGCAAGAGAUUGGACUGUUUGGUGCCAUCUUUCCUGUUUACCAUUACCCAAAUAACUACACUGGCAGCUUAAUAAGAGCGCUCAGUGCCUCAUGAAUAUUCGCCUGUGAACUGGUAUUGUCACUGAAAUCCUCUUAUUUUCAUACCAUGGACUCCUGAAAAUCAGCAAUCAUUGUUAUUAAGAUUGGUAGCUGAGUACAUUUAGGUAAAGGAUAAAAAAACUCAUGUCUUGAGCUGUCUUGAGACCAUAGAAUCUACAGAAUAUUGCAUGGAGAUUUAUCUCUUUUACUGUAGAGCAGAAAUAUACAAUACUGCCAGCUCACUUAUAGGAUAAUAGUGGUGUUUUAUCUUGGUCAUCUAGGUUCAGUUUUCAGCCAAGGCAGCAGUUGAAUCUUACAUUUUUCUUUGUUUAAAAUGGCAAAAAAAAGAGAUGAGGCGUAGGGAUUUAAACUAGAUAUAGACUGUAGAAUACUGUUUUUAAAGUGCUGUAACUGCAAACAACACUAUUAUUAUCCUUCAAGUGUUAUUUACAAUAUCAACCAAACACUACACGUGCUGUGAAUGUUAUAUAGCCGCGUAUAACUUCACCUAGUAGCUGAUUCCUGUAAUACUAGUUUAGAGAAUAAUAACUACAGUAUUAUAUUGAAAGCUUGUGGCUUUGUGAUCAUGACUAUUAAAGGAGCUUUGGUAGAUUAUUGACCGUUCUGUUUUAUAAGAUUUUAAAUGUCUGUUGAAAAUAAAGGUGU
This is a messenger RNA of Anoplopoma fimbria (sablefish), 2368 nucleotides long. It is a transcript of the gene shda, whose product is annotated as Src homology 2 domain containing transforming protein D, a. The transcript is spliced from 8 exons. Gene Ontology annotation, molecular function: phosphotyrosine residue binding. Bases 253 to 1503 code for a protein of 416 amino acids. The record is from RefSeq and is a predicted model, not a curated record. Lineage: Eukaryota; Metazoa; Chordata; Actinopteri; Perciformes; Anoplopomatidae.